Exserohilum turcica Et28A is the source of this 1839-nucleotide messenger RNA. RefSeq lists its product as uncharacterized. Gene Ontology annotation, molecular function: RNA polymerase II C-terminal domain phosphoserine binding; DNA binding. NCBI's taxonomy places the organism in Eukaryota, Fungi, Ascomycota, Dothideomycetes, Pleosporales, Pleosporaceae. The coding region runs from base 100 to 1599 and encodes 499 amino acids. Gene Ontology annotation, cellular component: Cdc73/Paf1 complex. The transcript is spliced from 3 exons. The record is from RefSeq and is a predicted model, not a curated record.
AAUCUCCUCACGACAUCCCCAGCGGCCCCCGUUAUCCCCGCCAUUGUCGCCCGGACAAGCCUGAAAACCACCGCCAAACUUUUUCCAGCCACAUGCGCAAUGUCGGCCGAUGAUAUCGACGAUGAGCUCUUCGCCCUCGCCGGCGGUGACGAAGAUGCAGACGUAGAAGAAGGCGAGGCUUCAUCGCCUGCCGCCUCGUCGCCAAAUUCGCUGGGGUCGGAUGCCAUGGACGAGUCCGACUCGGAUCGCGAUGACGACGAACCAGCACAUGCGGCCGACGUGCCCUAUCCCUUGGAGGGCAAAUACAUUGACGAGGCGGAUAAGCGGCAGAUCAUGGCCAUGUCGCAGCUGGAGCGUGAGGAGAUCCUGGGACAACGCGCCGAAGAGAUGAGCAACGCCAACUUCAAGGCGGAGCUCGCAAGGCGCGCUGCCAAUGUGCAAAAUGACCGAAAGCGAAAAGCCGACUCAGAGGAUCCUGACGAUGCCAUGCGCAAAAGCAGCCGCCCAAAGGUCCAGCCCCGUAAGAAUGAGAAGCUCGAGGCAUACAAGCGCGAACGAGAGCAGCGCGGCCAGCAAAGACAGCGAAACGACGACCGGCGUGGUGGCCGCAGGCGGUCCAGUUCCGCUGAUCGGGACGCUCGCUCAGAUCUCGACGCUGAUGGUGAGAGCGAUGUUGAGUGGGACGACAGAGUACCAGACAAGGCUCGUGAGGAGGUUCCCGCAACACUUCGCGACUUUGAAUCAGUGCGCGUUGGCAGAGGCUUCUUCUCAGAAGUCUGCUUCCACCCAGGUUUUGAAGAGGCCUUGACAGGCGCCUUUGGGCGUGUGGGCGUCGGUCAAGAUGCACAGCGGCGCACUCUGUACAAGAUGGCUCAAAUCAAGGGCUUCUCAGUAGGCAAACCCUACGUUUUCGAAGGCAAAGAUGGCAAACGAGUUGCGACUGAUCAAUACGUCGUUGCGCAACACGGGUCUGUGAAGAAGGACUACCAAUUCCAAUUCAUGUCGAACCAGCGGUUUACCGAGCAAGAUCUCGACAUCUACCGUCAAUCGCUUGCAGAGACAAACGCCAAAGUGCCAACACAGUCUUUCCUUCAACGGAAAUACGAUGACCUCAAGGGGCUCCAGAACCACUACUGGACCGACGCCGACAUUAGCGCACGUAUCGCAAAGUCAAAGAAAUACGCCCACCUUCUCCAGCGCUCGACGUCUGAUUCGCAACCCAAGAUUGCUACACAAUCGGAUGCGGCUGCUCUGCGUGUGGCUGAACUCAACCGCAAGAACCGCAUAUUAGAAGCUGAGCGCGUCCGCAAAGCCCAACUCGAGCAGCAGAGGCAAAAGAAGGUUGAGCAGAAGAAGGAGGCAGCCAGGCGGAAAGCAGAGGAAGAAGCCAAGAAGGCACGAGAAGAAGAGGAGCAGAGGAAGAAGGCCUUGGAUGUUGACGCUCUUUUCGACGGCGAAGGCAGUUCAAGGGCAACAACACCCAACCCCCAGCAGUCCAAGAAGAAAACGGAGCGAAAAGGCCUGCCGACGUUUAGGAAACCAAAGAUGGAUGAUGACAUUAUUGCCAGCAUGGACAUUGGCGUUGAUAUUGAGAUUUGAGCCAUUGAACCGUUUUGCGAUUGGCAACUUGAGUUUGCUCCUUCGUCGUUUGGCUUACUUCUUCUUCUCUCUCUCUUUUCUUGGGCAAUCAAAGUUGAUUUUUUUGCUCUCCUCGGCGGCCCGGACAACACUUGAUAUACCUCUCUAUACCACGAUUUUCUCUUGGUUUAAUGCCUUCUCUUUUUUUAAACCGUUUUAUCCAUUACCGGGUUUUUCCUUAUCCAUCUUAACGUGCUUGCC